This is a messenger RNA of Lolium rigidum, 526 nucleotides long. RefSeq lists its product as uncharacterized. Lineage: Eukaryota; Viridiplantae; Streptophyta; Magnoliopsida; Poales; Poaceae. The transcript has 3 exons. Gene Ontology annotation, cellular component: mitochondrion. The coding region runs from base 11 to 265 and encodes 84 amino acids. The record is from RefSeq and is a predicted model, not a curated record.
CCUGCAAAAAAUGGCGAUCUCGGCCGUCGGCGCCCGAUCUAGGGUCAUAGCGCGCGUUCUCUCCUCCUCCCUCCUCGGCCGCGCCGGAGUCCUCCCCACCGCCCGCCGCGCCUCCUGCAUCAACAGGUUGCCCCUGGUGUCCGGGACGUUGCUCUCCGCGCUCCCUCUCCACAGCGCCAUCGCGUCCGCGCGGUUACGAUCCGCGAUCGCCCCCGAGUCCCAGAGCUGGGGGUUGGUCCCCCAAGGAAACUGCAUGCCUUUAUGAAAGCACACCAUUUCCCCACUUGAUGUUGUAACCAUCCAAACAUUUAGCAACCUUUUGAAUUAUCGUAAUGUUAGUUCUACAAUCAAAACCGCGGUUGAGCUUAUGAGCAGCUGUCUUCCUAUGAAUAUAGGAAUGAGGACGCGUCAAGCUGUCUUGCAUUGAUGUUAACAGAUAAAUGGAUUAAUCUGUGGAUUACUUUCUGUGCUAUAUCGCACUGUUUAAUGUCAUGCUCACGUGAUCCCGUAUUGCGGCCAAUGCUAU